Vairimorpha ceranae is the source of this 132-nucleotide messenger RNA. RefSeq lists its product as hypothetical. The record is from RefSeq and is a predicted model, not a curated record. The transcript has a single exon. Bases 1 to 132 code for a protein of 43 amino acids. NCBI's taxonomy places the organism in Eukaryota, Fungi, Microsporidia, Nosematidae.
AUGAUACCGCAGUCUCUGAUGGAAGAAAAAGAGAGCUAUUUAAAACAACUAGAAAAAAGAAAGAUUAUUAGUAGUUUAAAUUUAGAACGAAGAAAUACUAUUAGAGAUAUUGAGAGGUUGAAAAGGGAGUAA